UUAGAUGAGUCACUAGACUGGCGUUUUCCAUAGCAUAUUCAUACUUUUCGAAUAUACUUUUUCACAAAUAUUUUUCUGCUAUACAAAUGAAUUCAAAGAAUAUAUAUCAGUGUAUUUCGCUUAUUCCAAUUAGGUGCAAAUACAAUUGUUGGUGUCUCUUCCUGGAUUCCUCAUUGGUGAUUAUAGUUGUCAUUCAUCCCUCCAACGCCUCCCUGAGUGACGUCAGAUGUGUCAAUCGCCAUUUUGGACUAAAUAGGAAGAUUGUACAGGAGUGCCGUGGGCUGAGGGCAGAGUGGUGCUUACAUAAAAGCUCCCUUUUUCAGGCGACGAAAAGGCGUUUUACCGUUACUGUUUCCCAAGUAGAAACAUGUCGUCUGAGAAUCAAGAGUCCGAGGCGCCACUGGAGUCAGGAGAGGAGAAACAGCAGGACUCCCAGGAGAAGGAUGCCAACCCAGUGAAGUCAGAGGAGGCAAAACUCAAGUCCAAGUACCCCAACCUGGGACAGAAGCCUGGAGGGUCAGACUUCCUGAUGAAGAGACUACAGAAAGGGCAAAAGUACUUUGACUCGGGCGACUACAACAUGGCCAAGGCCAAGAUGAAGAGCAAGCAGUUGCCAGUGGCCGGUCCAGAGAAGGGGUUGGUGACGGGGGACCACAUCCCCACGCCGCAGGACCUGCCUCAGAGAAAAUCCUCUCUAGUUACCAGCAAGCUGGCUGGAUAGAGCCACCCACCCACCCCCCUCACCCCUAUACCUCUACUCCUACACCCCCUCCAACUGAGUAUGCCCCCUCCCGCCACCCUCACCCCAACCCAACUGUCCCCACCAGGUUCCUUAUGAGGGUCUUGAUGCAGGAUGCAGGUCCGACACACAGCCCAUUACUGAAGAUGAGUGUGGAUAAAUCAAUCUCCAGUGUCUCCUCAGAUAGAAACAAUAACUCUCUCAUCACUAACUGUGUCUUCACCUCCACCUCCACCGCCACAUUCAUCCCUUAGUUAACCCCCCCCCCCCCAUGCUCCCACCACCACCACCACCACAGACUCAUCCUUCCCCAGGUCAGCCACAUACCUUAUAGCACCAGAUUGUCUUUUAAAGCCGUAGUGUUAUGUAGAGGUGCACAGGUACUCCUUAUCGAAGGCCAAUAGGUUCUAGCGAUGUGAAAGUUCAGAGGUUUUUUUUUUAGAAAGGGAAUUUUUUCCUAAAUGACUCCCAAAUGUUUUUGCACACAGUUGUGGCCAUUCUGUCCAGGCCUACAAUUAACACUUAGAAAAUUCCUGUUUUGGCUUACACAGGGCCAUAACUUCUUGAACCACAGUAGGUUCUUAAUAUGAGCUCACUAACAACAGUCUGUUUGAAUACACAUGUAAUCUGCCUCAGUGGGCAAUGACUUCUAACACAGGGAGUGACCGUGAUCUGCAUCGCUUCCAGUCGUGUACCUGUUAUCGAUACCAGUGCACCUCUAGCGAUACCUUCACAACCAAAUAUAACCAAUGUUGUCCUGGAUACUGGCUCUGUUGCAUCACAUGUUGUCGGCGUGCUGAUAAGGGCCGUGCAAUAAGGGCCAGCAUCCUGUCCAAACAAUGUAUGGAACCAAAGAAACAGGGACAAUUAGACAAUGAAAAAAUUUAAGUUGAUCAACUCAAGGAUUCUGACGGUUCCACAAGGCCUUUCCUAAACCAAUUGGAAUCACCCUUAUGCAAUCAGAAUGUGUCCAACGCUUGUUCAGUUGUCAGGCAUGUUUAGCUGGUGCUUUCCCAACACACCAGCCAUGUUCAGUGCCCUGUGUGGCUGUUGUCUUGGAUGUAUAACCCAAGUAUUCAUUUGUCACCUUCAGUAAGAAGUAAGGACCCGAAAAAAAUGAGAAUUCAUUCAUGGCGCAUGUUGGAUACACAGUUUUUAUCUUUAGUGAUAAACUAAACACUUGUAGAUGUAGAUGAAAAACAAAUAUGAAUUGACAGAAUAGUUUUCUUUACUCAUAGACAAAUCAAAACCACAUUCCGCGUUAAAUUCCAAUCAACCAACGUCAAUACAUCUGCAAUCAGUCAGGCAUGUAAGACAGUAAACUCCUUACAAAUGCAUAACUAUUCUUAUGAGUCAUGUAUCUAUGGUAGUGGAGAAACUGGUGUGAGGAAUUAAAAGAAUGAAUUUGGUUUCCCCACGUCGUUGCUGCCGAUGCUGGUGGAGCUUCGGUGUCCCACAUCACAUCCCACCUCCUACCCUCUCCACCAGCUGCUCACUGGGUACAAAAAAAUGGUGGACAAAAAUAACAAGACUGUAUCUGUGCUGUACCAUACCGGGCUGGGACAGGCAGCGUUCUCUAUGAUCACUGCUCCUACUGUUGUCAUGACUACUACGCUUUCUGUUGCUGCUCUAACCAAGGGUGGUGGGUGUGACGUCGUCACUAGGAGAGGGGCUGCCUGUGUGGGUUCAAUACAUGACCAUAGCCACUGGAGGAGCACAGCCAGUGACAGUCUUAAGUUCUUGUCAGAGAGGGAGCUGUUUACUCCUGUUUGAGUCGUAAUGCUGUGGGAAUAAUAAGAGCUGAAUCUGUUGCUAAUUCUGUUUGAACAAAAUGUUAAUUUCGAUAUUGUUGGGUAAAGUAAAGAGAGAGAAUGAUGUAAGAAACAGCAGGUAAUGAUGCCAGUUUAUGAUGCUGCCAUGGUCACUAACAUGUGGUGGGAUGGAAAAAGCCAAGGAUGAUGAUGCAAUGGAGUUUGUAUCAAUGGCAGACACAGGAACAUCUCAGGUGUUUAAGGCAGCAUGUAUUACUUAAAAUUGCUUUAAAUAAUGGAUGUUUCUUUCUCCUCCAUUACCUGAAACAGGAAAUACCCCUGAUUAUAUCGUUGUUUUUUGGGGGGGGAUUAUGAUCUUGAUAACCCUUAAUAGAUGGAUCUAAAUUGUUGGUAUGUCAUUUUUUAUGGUUUCCUGAAAUCAUCAAACAUUCACAUUCAUCAGCUUGACUCCAUGUCUGUCUUUGAAAAAAGCCUAAACUGUGAGGCCUUCCCCCGCACAUUUCCACUUUAUUGUUAUAUUGUCAUGGUAACAAAAAAGGUGAAUAUUACCUCAUGUUUUCAAACAUACAGUCCAAAAGGAGAGUGAGAUAUAGCAGCCCUUACUUUCACAGCCAAUCAUCUACCAGGCUGCCAUCUAUCUCAUAGCCAAUAAUAAUUUUGGCUACCUCUUCACCAUUCAAUCAUCAGAUGGCUUGCUUCUUUCAUAUCCAGUCAUCAGCUAUGCUGUCUAUCAUGCCUCAUGCCUCAGCCAGCCACUAUGUUGGCAACUUGGCUGGGCAGCAAACUCGGAGAAUCUUUCCGCUGAGUUCUAGAAAUGUCCAGUUGACAAUGCACGCCCAGUAAAUGGUGUUGAAUGUGGAAAGAUGGCAAGAAACCUACCUAGUGAUCAUCUUGUUCAAUGUAUCACAUGUGUACAAAAGAUUCUGCUCGAGAGAAGUGAGAUGGGCUUUGAGAACCGGGAAAGUCAGGAUGUUGUGCGAUAUGAGUGUAUAUAUUGUUUCUGCCAUCUGCCUUAGUCCCAGCCUCAUGUAAAUAGCUGUUGUUUCUCUUUCGUUUCUGCUUAUAUAUCACAAACUGUUGGUUUCAUUUGUAUUUUGUUUCAUUUUUGCUCGUUCUCUCAUUUUUGUCUUUUGUUUUUAUUUUGUUUGUUUCGACUCCGCUGCUCCCAUUUUGACCUGUGUGGGCAGAAGUAGGAAACUAAAAUAAAACAGCCAUGCAUCUACCGCCCCCAACUAGUACAGUGAUUCGCCUGCAGUGCCCUCCAGAAUGACAAACAACUGAAUAGGCCUAUGUGUUGCUUAUUGUGAACACAGUGUAAACUGGAAUGUAUAGCUGCUAUAUGUAUGGAGAACAGAAAGGUGCUAUACGGAGGUGAUUAACACACAGGGGUAGACCUUGGUACUUCUAAUGUAAACCUAGAGGAGUGUCAUCUUAGGCUCUGGACAGUCCUGCAGGUGGAGGCACUACUGUCGUUAUCAGUGGGAUCAUUGGUGCCCUCUGGCCCAGUGCAAAGCCUUGUUGGGUAGUCAGUAAGCCUGGAAGGGAGAACUAGCCAGCUGUCUGAAGUUAGCAGAGGCUAUGCGGUGUGGGCACACACACCAACUUGUGUCUCCAUAACACUUUCUAGUACCAGAUGAAUCAAGUGAACAAUCCCACAAGCAAAUACCAGACAUAUCCCCCUAUUCUACACUUAGCCGAUCAAGAUUCUGUCUUAAGUCAGCUCGUGUCUGAUUGGCCUUGCUCAUGUGCCGUACAGGGCACGACCCUUCUUUGAUGCAUAGUCAAUUGGAACAGGCCUCUCACUAAAGAUGCUUCUGCAAAAUAGGAAAAGCUAAUGCUUCAUAGUUUCUCCUACAGGGUCUCUACACUACUUGCCAUUGUGAAACAAAUGUUUAUUUUUUUCUUUGUUUAAUUUUAGUUUUGCUGUUGAAUUAUAAACUUACUGCUGUAACAAACAAACUGCAGAUUUGUGCCAGGAAAGGAGUGAAUUGUUGGACUGGAAAUGGGACAAUUAUGGUUGAAAAUGUAGAGAAUGUCUAAUAAUGUCAGUGUGGAAAGGACUUUUUUGUCAGUAUUUGAAAUAAAAUUUUACAUGAA
This is a messenger RNA of Clupea harengus (Atlantic herring), 4608 nucleotides long. RefSeq names its product alpha-endosulfine. The record is from RefSeq and is a predicted model, not a curated record. Lineage: Eukaryota; Metazoa; Chordata; Actinopteri; Clupeiformes; Clupeidae. Gene Ontology annotation, cellular component: cytoplasm. Gene Ontology annotation, molecular function: protein phosphatase inhibitor activity.